This is a messenger RNA of Exophiala viscosa, 978 nucleotides long. Its product is annotated as vacuolar protein sorting 55. Gene Ontology annotation, biological process: late endosome to vacuole transport via multivesicular body sorting pathway. NCBI's taxonomy places the organism in Eukaryota, Fungi, Ascomycota, Eurotiomycetes, Chaetothyriales, Herpotrichiellaceae. The record is from RefSeq and is a predicted model, not a curated record. The coding region runs from base 240 to 626 and encodes 128 amino acids. The transcript is spliced from 3 exons. Gene Ontology annotation, cellular component: endosome; Vps55/Vps68 complex.
GGAGGAGGACCCAGCCACAAAGUUCAUCCGUCACCAAUACCAGAAGUCGAACAACUGCAACUAUUCAUGCACACGACUCAUUAUUAUUCUUGACGAAUAUCUUUCCGUCUGAUAUUGGUGUACACAAUCCUCUCGCUUCCAGUACUGUCCCUGGUGAUCUACCGGCAUACCUCGACGCCUCCCACCGUGCACCCGCCAACAUCUAGAGCACGCUUCCGCCUUGCGCAUUUCAGGCCACGAUGACUGCGGGACUCAAGACCAUUAUUGCUCUGUCUUUUGUUCUGGCCAUAGGCUUCCUCCUUGUGAUCCUUUCAGCUGCCUUGUUCCACAACUUCCUCACCCUACUUGUCGUUGCGACAUAUGUGUUAGCGCCACUACCGAACUGGAUUGCCUCAAGAUGUGCAAACCCAGAUGACUUUAUUGAGAGCAAUGCAAGCGCGUGGAUCGACCUUGGGAGGUUUGCGACAGGGUUUCUGUUUGUUAUGGGUAUCGCUCUUCCCGUGCUUCUAGCACACUGCGCCCUCAUCAAGAUCCCUGCAAUGAUCAUGUCCGUCGUUGGGGGCUUGCUGAUCUACGGCACGAUCAUUAGCUUUACACAGUUCUUCAAGGAGGAGCAGGACUUUUGAGAGACUCUAAGGCAAUCUACAUGCAUGGAAAGGCGUCGAAAUGUCUUGGACUAGGAGGGACCUGGGGCGGCAUCGAGGAGAUUGCUAUAGGCAGGACUGCUGGUCGGCCACCAUGAUCGAGCAGGGGGACUCGACUUCCUGUUAUAUCUGUAUCAACGAGCAUACUUGAAUAUGCAAACCGACAGUGGCCAUUUACGGAUCAACAGUAUUGGAGAAAUGGACCUUUAUGAUCAAGUGAUCAAUCUGCGACCACCUUCGACUUUCAUUGAGAAGCCAUUGAGCCGCCAGUGUACUCCAUCGUGCUCAAAUUGCUGCUGUGCUGGAUUGUCGCAGCUUAUGUCAUUGGGACAUG